Molecule: messenger RNA, 993 nt
Organism: Helobdella robusta
Lineage: Eukaryota; Metazoa; Annelida; Clitellata; Rhynchobdellida; Glossiphoniidae
Exons: 10
Coding region: 1-993 (330 amino acids)
Biological process (GO): inositol phosphate biosynthetic process
Cellular component (GO): cytoplasm; nucleus
Molecular function (GO): inositol-1,4,5-trisphosphate 3-kinase activity; inositol tetrakisphosphate kinase activity
Source: RefSeq, a predicted model, not a curated record
AUGUGCUCAUGCAUCUUUCCACCCCCAAAUUACAGGUCCACUCCUGUUAAUGCACUGCUUGCGAAUGCUUUGGAUCUCUCAGCACCUGCCAGUGAUGCACUACUGACUCCGAGAAAGAAUGCCUGGGUACAGUUGGCUGGACAUGCUGGAUUCUUUGCCCCAGCCAGUCCUGUUACAAUUUGGAAGCGUCAAACAGUGGAAAAGAACAAUGAAACGAACGCUUACAAGAGCUUCCAAGAGGAUGCUAUCAAAAGCUUUGUUCCCAAGUUUUACAGAGAAGUUGUCUUCAAUGGUGAAUUGUUUAUAGAAAUUGAAGACCUUCUGCAGAAUUUCACUGACCCAUCCAUCAUGGACAUCAAGAUGGGGACCAGAACGUUUUUAGAAUCUGAAGUGUCAAACACAAAGCUUCGAAAUGACCUCUACUUGAACAUGAUGAAGAUGGACCCCAACGAACCAACUGCACAAGAACACACGGACCAGGCUAUCACUAAACUGAGAUACAUGCAGUUCAGAGAGAAUCAAAGUUCAUCCAGCGGCCUAGGUUUCAGAAUAGAUGCUGUGAAGAUGGCAGGCAAAGCGCCUCUGUUGGAUUGGAAAAAGAUCAAAUCAGUUGAACAGGUAUCCAUGGCGUUCUGCAAGUUCUUCAAUUACAGACGUUUUACCUGUUUGUCUGUUCUGAGAAGGCUUAAAGAUCUGAGGAAACAUUUCGAAGCUUCUAAAUUUUUCAAAUCUCAUGAGGUGAUUGGCAGUUCUUUACUGAUUCUCCACGACGCAACAGGUCGUACAGGUGUCUGGAUGAUUGACUUUGCCAAAACAACCCUCGCGCCAAACAACAAAAAACUGACUCACCGAUCGGCCUGGGAGUUUGGUAAUUUUGAAGAUGGGUACCUUUUCGGUUUAGAUAGCUUGAUUCAGACGUUGGCGGACAUAAGCGUUGAGUUAACCGUUCCCUCGUCGCCUGUCAGGAAUGACUGCACACUGAAUCACGUUUAA